GCAUCUCUGUGCUGAGUACUGUGUACUCUCAUUUAAUCUUCAUAGCCCAUGAGGCAGGUAUUGGUGUCUUAUAGAUAAGGGAUCAAACCAAACCCAUUGCUAUCGAGCUGAUUCCGAAUCAUAGCAACCCUAUAGGACAGAGUAGAACUGCCCCAUAGGGUUUCCAAGAAACAGCUAGUGGAUUUGAACUGCUGGCCUUUUGGUUAACAGACAAGGUCUUAACCACUGUGCCACCAGGGCUCCAUAAAAAAGAGAAGGGGCACAAAAAUAAGGGGAUGUGCCCAAGAAAGUUGUUGAUCUGGGGUCUGAUUCAGGGAUGCUUUCCCUAAAUCCCAGCUUUUAACCACUAGAAGUCAGGCACUGGUUCAUCAUGGUGAGUGAACCUGCCCUCCAGGAGCUUAGCCCAGUGAUAGAUGUAGUCAGCUACUGGGGAAGCAGACCUCAGUGUCACCAAGAGCAUUAAGGGAUACCCACUUCAGGUGAUCUGGAAAUGUCUGUUUGCCUUUAAGGCUGAAUCAGCCGACCAUAAUGGGGGAGGGUCAUCCAGGAGGGAGGAACACCGUGCAUAAAAGUUUAAGGUGGGAAUGGCUUGGAGUGAUUGGGAAAGGGGGGUCAUGUGGCUAGAGUAGGGACAAUGAGCACUGUGGUGAAAGGUGGGCAGGGUAGGUCAUGGUGCAGUGUUAGGAUAUCAUUCUAAGGGUGAUAAGAAGUCAAUGAAAGGCUUUUUACCAAAGGACAUUCAUAGCAGCUCUGCAGCCAGAAGAGGGUGAAGGACUCUGGGCGGGUCGCACUAGCCACACCACCCCCUCUGACCUGUAUGAGUGAUAUGUGGUUGAAGGCCAUCUGCUUUUCUGGGGGAUGAGUCAGGUAUCUCCACUGGGCUCUGAGGGACUAUACCUCCUCCAAUGACUUAAAGGGCUCUUCCAUAGAAAGAGGAAUAGCAGAGAUGGGUACGAGGUGGGGCCUGUGGUGGUUAAGGGUCCAGGCUCUGGGGUCAGGCAGGUGGACUUCUAUCAGUCACCUGAAAUCACACGCAGAGGCGGAUGACCCAAGGUAAGCAUGGGCUUACUUGUGCUUAUUUACUAAUCUGUAGUAAACGAUUUCACAUGUUUUUCACUGGGAAAUCGUAAAUUUGAAAAGAGGCUUUGAUUCUGUAGGAAAAUGCCAUACCUAGAAGAAGACUCUUUGAUGUGAAAAAAUGUGAAAUGGUGAACUACAGAUGAUCUGGUAAGCACCCUGCUUGCCUUGCCUGUUGGAUAAUAUACCCCUGGUCACACGGCUAGUGGGUUACUCACACUUCCUGAGCUUCACCAUCUUUAAAGCAGGGACUGUAAUACAGCCUUCUUCUCAGGAGUUAUGAGAGCCAAAGCAACUCACAUGAAGCAAUUAAUCUACUCUCUGGCACAUAAUAGAACUCAGUGUCUAGAAGCUGGUAUACAAAUAGCUACUGUUACCAAUUACCUACUGGCUCUAACGGGAGAAAUUUGCAAGCUGUAAGAUGUUGGGUUUAUGGAAAAUUUCCUACCACUUAAGGUUGUGAAACAUAGAUGAAACUGCUUUGUGGGGCAGUGAGAGAUCCAGCUGGACUAAUCCAAGAUGGAUAUUAGUUUAUUGGCAAUUUUAAAGGGUCCAUAUAGAACACAACAAGAAGACUGAUCUCAUAUUCCUCCCAUCUCCAGGGCUUCAUUAACCUUAGUACCAGUGAGAAUAAGCUCUGCAUUGACCUGAUGACUAAAAGGAUAAGCCGUGUUCUGGGUUUUGCAGGGACUCCCCCAGGCCCAGUCCCUCUAGAAUGUUCCUGAGCGUGUGGUAGAUACAAGAGUGGGGCUUAGGAGUUUGAAUAGUUUCUAGAACAGCACAUCUAACUUCCUGGCCUUGCUGACUGUAUCCAGAGGUAUUCUCUGGAUAAGUAUAUGGUGGGUAGGCAGCCCAGGGAACCUCUGGUCCAAGUGUAAAGAUUGAGAAGGUUGUAAAAUUAAACACUGCCUGGUGAGUUAUCUGCGUAACCUAUGAUGAGAAGGUGGAAGCCUCCAUUCGCUAAGGAACGUACAGCCUGCAUACCAAUUCCCCUUCUAGGAAGUCACGUAUGUGCAGGGCAAACAUCAUGUGCAUACUAGGAGUAGGAUGAGGCCUCAUGGCCUUCCCCAGUUGGGUUGCCCUUAAAUCUCUUUGCCAACAGCUGAGUCGGAGUGACAUGAACUGCACUGAGGAUGCCCUGCUGCAAUACCCUGAUUGGAGAGGGCAACCAUUCCUAUGGGAAGAAGUGGCCCGGUUCCUGACCUACUACUGCAAGGCACCUGCUCCCCUUGAUCCAGAAAAUGUGGUUGUUCUAAAUGGCUGCUGCUCUGUCUUCUGUGCACUGGCCAUGGUUCUGUGUGAUGCAGGGGUAAAGGUCUUUCUGAUCCCCACCCCCUUCUAUAGUGGUCUCGCCUUGACCUCCCGUCUGUAUACAAAAAUUGAGCUGUUUUUCAUCCACCUGGACAGUGAGCUCACUGGUGAGAACACCCGACCUUUCCAGCUCACUGUGGACAAAUUGGAACAAGGCCUGCAUGAAGCUAGGCUUAAGAGGAAAAAGGUCAGAGGCCUCGUGCUAAUCAACCCUCAGAAUCCCCUGGGUGACGUCUACUCCCGAGAUUCACUGAUGGAAUACCUGGAAUUUGCCAAGAGGCAUAAGCUACAUGUGAUUCUAGACGAGAUUUACAUGCUGUCUGUAUUUGAUAAAUCCAUCACGUUCCACAGUGUCCUGAGAAUGGAAAGUUUGCCUGAUCCCAACAGGACCCAUGUGAUCUGGGGUACCAGUAAGGAUUUUGGCAUCUCUGGCUUCCGCUUUGGUACUUUAUACACCCACAGCAAGGAAGUAGCUGCUGCUGUGAGCUCCUUUGGCUGCCUCCAUGGCAUCUCUGGCACCACCCAGCAUAAGCUGUGUCGGCUGCUCCAGGACAGAGAUUGGAUUGAUAAAAUGUACCUGCCCACUAAUCACUCCCGGCUCCAGGAGGCUCACAAGUAUAUCGCAGACAAACUGAAGGCCUUGAAGAUCCCCUUUCUCAAUCACGGCUCUGGCCUCUAUAUCUGGAUCAACCUGAAAAAGUACCUGGACCCAUGUACAUUUGAGAACGAGCUAGUCCUCCACCACCGCUUCCUGGAUAACAAGGUGGUAUUGUCCUGUGGCAAGUCCUACAUGUGUAAGGAGCCAGGCUGGUUCCGCCUUGUCUUUGCAGAUAAGCCCCGCCGGAUGAAACUGGCCAUGCAUUGGUUCUGUGAAGCGCUACAAGAACAGAAGAAGGAGUUGGUAGCAGGGCUCCCAGAGGAUAUGCACAGGAGUAGGCUGUCUGCCUCCCAUCCAGCCACAUGCUCGGCUGGUCCAGAGGGCUGAGACAUGGAACUGCUACUGUGACUGGGCAAACAGUGGGCUGCUCCAGAAAUGGUCUCAUCUGGCCCAGUCACUGACCUCUUUGAACGGAGUCAAACAUCUGUCACUUUUGGAAGCUUUGCAUCUUUUUAGUCUUUGCUAACCAUUGUGUGCGGGGCAAAAUGGAUGUUUUUACUGAGGUUGGGAAGGCCUAGGGGACACCUGGAGUGGGAUAAAGGAGUCCCCUGGAUCCUUAUUUAGAUUUUUUUUUUUUAAUUCAAUGUCUAAUAAAUUCCAUGUUGUUGUUGUUAGGUGCCAUUGAGUCAGUUCCAACUCAUAGCGACCCUAUGCACAACAGAACGAAACACUGCCUGGUCCUGAGCCAUCCUUACACUCGUUGUUAUGCUUGAGCUCAUUUUUGCAGCCACCGUGUCAGUCCACCUUGUUGAGGGUCUUCCUCUUUUCCGCUGACCCUGUAUUCUGCCAAGCAUGAUGUCCUUCUCCAGGGACUGAUCCCUCCUGACAACAUGUCCAAAGUAUGUAAGACACAGUCUCGCCAUCCUUGCUUCUAAGGAGCAUUCGGCUGUACUUCUUCUAAGACAGGUUCGGGUAUAGGGUCGCUAUGAGUCGGGAUCAACUUGACAGCACUGGGUCUAUGAGUCAGAAUCGACUUGAUGGCACUGGGUUUGAUCUCUUGAAUACUGGUAUUCAAUAAAGCCUUCUUACUACUUACCUCUUCCUGUCUCAGUAUUGGCUUUGCAGCAGGUGGCUGGAACCCACUUUUGCAGUAAAAAUAGCAGAGUAGGACUGCCCCAUACAGUUUCCAAAGAGCAACUGGUGGGUGCAAACUGCUGACCUUUUCGUUAGUAGCCAAGCUUCUUAACCACUACAGCACCAGGGCUCCCAACAAAGAUAAAGCAAAGACAAAAAGUGGAACGGUCAAAAGACCACAUCUUCUCAGCCAUACCCAUAUUGAGGGAUCCUGAAUAUUUCCCGACAUAGGGAAAGACGACUUUUUCUGCUGAAGGCGCCUCAGAGAUACUUAGCUUUGCACGUGGGCCCCCGGACCUGGGUUUUCUACUUCAUUGCUG
Messenger RNA from Loxodonta africana (African savanna elephant), 4440 nucleotides. RefSeq names its product 1-aminocyclopropane-1-carboxylate synthase homolog (inactive) like (gene ACCSL). The record is from RefSeq and is a predicted model, not a curated record. Gene Ontology annotation, biological process: biosynthetic process; amino acid metabolic process. Lineage: Eukaryota; Metazoa; Chordata; Mammalia; Proboscidea; Elephantidae. The transcript is spliced from 12 exons. Gene Ontology annotation, molecular function: transaminase activity; pyridoxal phosphate binding. The coding region runs from base 2135 to 3373 and encodes 412 amino acids.